Varroa destructor (honeybee mite) is the source of this 4919-nucleotide messenger RNA. Its product is annotated as 1-acyl-sn-glycerol-3-phosphate acyltransferase epsilon-like. Gene Ontology annotation, molecular function: acyltransferase activity. Gene Ontology annotation, biological process: phosphatidylinositol acyl-chain remodeling. Gene Ontology annotation, cellular component: endomembrane system; endoplasmic reticulum. The record is from RefSeq and is a predicted model, not a curated record. NCBI's taxonomy places the organism in Eukaryota, Metazoa, Arthropoda, Arachnida, Mesostigmata, Varroidae.
AUUUUUUUUUUCAAUUUUUAUGCAAAUUGUUUACUACGUAUGUGCCGUCUACGUAUCUGAUGCGUAUGUAAAUUAUUUUUUGCUACACACGAAACGUCCACGGCUGUCGCGGGAGAUUUUCUGAUACUACCACAGAAAAAUUACGCUGCUACAAUAGUAACACAAUGAUCAUACGGCAUUAUAUUGGCCGGUGGUAAACAGACACGCUAACAUUUAAGGCACGCAAGGCUUCGAGGCAGUGUCCAAUCAUAUUACAAAACGGAAUUCAAUGGUCAGAUCUUUGAGCUAAUAUUUUGCGACGUAAUAUUUGGCUAAAAUGUAUGACUUCUCGUAAACUCGAGUGAACCAUAACAGCCGUAACUAUAGCGUAGAAAAACGUUCCGUCUUCGCCUGGUAAUAGCAAACAGUCCGGCAAUAUGAUUUUGUCAAGGUAAACGAUCAAAUUCACAAAUGUAACUUUUAUCGGUAACUAAACAAAACAGCUAAUUCCUCAACUGAUAUUAUACAUGUCGAAAAUAUAGCAGGUGCUUGCUCUCUUCAAUAUGGCCUUUACGCUUCUGAAGUGAUCAACACAACCAACAACAAUUGAGUUCAGUCAAAACCCGCCAUUUCAUCUUCGCUGAAGUCACUUGAAUGCACCUUCUUCUUAGAGGUCUUCGAAUGCCGCCGUAUAAGGAGCGUCUUUGUCUGAUUAGAGAUGAGACAGUUAUUUUCUUUUUUAUUGUUCCCUUUUCUGAUUAGCCUUUUCGUCUAUCGUCCACUUCUCUAUUUGUUAUAGGCCUUUGACUUGUUAUCGUUGCUUAUGUUUUAUUGAUCAACUAUUGUCGCAUCAUUGAAAUGCGACAGCGCAAAACAUGGUGAGGCGACGUACGAAGUUCGCUUGCUUUGCCCUUUGGCUAGCUGCCCAAGCUGUCGGCGUGCGUUUCGUUACUGUCAUUUGUGUACUACCAGCAUCUACAAGUAAUGCUCUGAUUUGCUCUGCGAAACGUGUACGUAAAAGCGCAUUUUCGUGAUGGUGCAAUGAUAACGUGUUUGCCUUUCGAACAUUUGAUGCCGCUUGUAGUGCUGUAGGCAUGAGGAUAUCGCGUAAAUAUGCUUCACGUCCUCGUUGCUGGAGAGGCCAUCGACUGUUUAGAUGAUUGCUUGACAUGAGCCGUACUGGACGUAAAACUCGAACAAAUUACUGGUCUGCGAGGAUCUAGUUCCAUUGUAUCAAAACAUGUUUUCCCGCCCCCACACUUACUGUCGUUCUCUCUAGUAAGAAAGUGCAGAAGACCAUCAGCACUUGUGCAGUCCCUUCAUGUAGAAAGGUCUCAUUUUUACCUAACUAGCUGUCAUUUUUAUCAGCGUUUCUGUCGCCUGCCAAUACCUGAAGAACCGGCGUUGCCUCAGUCUAGGUUUAUGGCAGCAAUCAGCAUCUGCCGCUCGCUUUCGACCAGCUGUUCGUUGUUUGUCUGUGGCCUCGAAACUUGGCGAAGAUAGCUUCUAACGCAGCUUUGUCUCAAUCGUCUUUUCUGAUACCGCCCUACCAGCUCGGCAACAGUAGCAAGCUUGUUCUGUUGCGACAAAAGUGAAACGAGGAUGAUCCACCGGAUCGCCUCCAUCUUGCUACGCCUAGAAACGUUAGAUUUUAGAGCGUGUUAAAACCGUACGUAUUUGUCUUACUCCUGUUCGAGCAACGUACGCACUGACAACAGCGGUUUGUUGAUCGCGUCUUCGCCAAAACAAAGCAACGUCGGCCACGACAAAAGCACCAGUUUCAGCAACAGUAACAGACGCCGCCCAUUGAAUGAUUGUUAUUGUUGUGCUAGUUCUAAUCGUGUAGGUGGAGCCAUCUAGUGGCGUGUCCCGGCAUCUCGCUAGCUAAUACUUGGUCGACCAGAAACCAACUUCUGACACAGCAGCAGUCAGUGAUCGCCCAGGAGUGAAUGCUGUGUCGAGCCUCCAAUCGGAAUCAAAGAGCUGGCCAGGGCCACCAAAGAACUACUGAGCAGCUGGGCUCUUAAAAAUAGCUCUAUUUCCCUCGCGAUUUGUGGCUCGCUUGGUGAGCCCAAUCCACCCGGCUGAUGUUAACAUUUUACAGUAGCAGCAUUGCAACGUAAACCAACGACUAACGUCGGCGGUAUAGUAAAGCUGUGGCGCGUCGCGCUACUCUUGUGCGCUGAAUCCUCUCUCUAACGCGAAUGCGGCCGUUACGGGUGACGCCGACGGCGUUGACGACGCUUACGCAUUCUUAUUGCAUCACAUCGGUCGACGAUUGUGCGUGCUGUUGUGCUUGUUUGAGGCAUACGCACAUACAAUCUGGGUCUGUAAGGGUGUCGUUGGUAUAUUAGUUGUAACUUACUUUGUCUAGUUGUCCGGCUGGUUGUGUCACAAAGCCUAGCUAAACAUCAGCGUGUACUUGACAUAUUUAUCCGCGUGUUCAGUAAGUGGCCUGCGGUGUACAUGGCGUUCAGUUUUCUACAUGUCUGCACCUCCUGAUUAACCUGUCUGCACUCGCUACAUUCAUAACCUGUACGGCACGACAAGGUGAGUGUCAUUAGCCAAUCUGUGUGUGUUUCGACGAUCCCGAGGACGCCGACUACUGAUGAUAACAACAGAAACGAAAAAAAGAAACGGCGGCGCGACCGUCGUGAGUGAUGACCGCCGAGACCGAAUCUGAAUCAUCCGCGCCGGCGGCAACGGCUUCGCUCGCCGUUAAUUCUUUGCACCUCGAGGCAGGGCCCGAUGACAACGCGGUAGUUAGCGAAUCGUAUCAUCGGCGCACGCCAUUAAAUAGGCAGCGCACUCCGGAUUCAGUGGUAACGCAAGCACACGACACAACUUCCGAAGAGUCUGAAUCGGAGGAUUCUUCGGAAGUAUCGGAUUCUAAUCCGGAAAUAGUUUCUGACGAGUGGGAACAGUUUGAGAAGAGCGAGCCUCAAAUAACGGUAACUGCCCAGGGAGGUCUUCAUGGGAUACGGGAACAAGAAAUAACUCCGAUGGCGGAUCCAGCAGGUCAAAACGGUACAGCAAAAACGAUUAGCUGGGCGCUUUCGGUAACUUACGUUGCAUUUUUUGUCUACGUACAACUUAUACUCCAAGCGGGGUUUACCACGAUAUCGUUCCUAGUUGCACCCUUGGCUUACCUUCAAGGAGGCAGCAAAUCCUGGUGGGACUUCGUUGAUACUCUCUAUGAUUUACACGAACGUGUCAUUAUCUUACUGGGUAUCGCCUUAAAAGGAACUAAGCUUUACUUCUAUGGUGACUUCAAUGAAGUGCAAGCGAAGCAAGAAAGUUGCAUUGUCAUAUGCAAUCACCAGGUCGAAGGUGACUACUUCGUGAUGGCUGCCGCGAUGGAAAAAACAGGCAAACUGGCCCGGUUACGGCACGUCAUGAAGGAUUCCCUCAUUUGGAUCCCAUAUGUAGGAAGCUUUUUGAUUAGGAGAGGUUCGUUUUUUAUCAAUCGUAAUAACCUCGACUGGUCGAGUUUCGAUGAAAAUUGUCGCCGUCUUCGCGAAGACAAAGUACCGACCUGUAUUCUUAUUUACCCAGAAGGUACGACCAUGAAUAACGCCAUAGAGACACCGAACAUUAUUGAGAAAUCUCGCCAGGUAGCUAUUGAAAACAAACAGAAGCCAUUUGAAUACGUUCUUUUUCCGAGAUCACGUGGAUUUCAUCGUUUACUCGAUAAGUUUCGAGGUCAAAUAGAUGCGAUCUAUGAUCUAACACUAAUUUACUCAUCAACUCGUGACAGAAAUGGCCAUCGACGACCUGCUCCAUGCGUUACCGAGUUGGCAAAUGGAUACUGCCCUGAAAUACACAUUAAUCUACAUCGGAUCGAUAUCAAGGACGUUCCUGAAAAUGAGGAGGAUGUAAAACAGUUUCUUUUCAACCAGUUUGUUGUCAAAGACAGGCUUCUGAAAACGUUUUACUCGACUGGUUCGCUUCCGAAAAAAGGCGUCCAGCUGCCGUCCCAGAGUCAACGACACCUAAUACAAACGUCCCUUGUUGUUCUUAUCGGAAUUUGGCUUGGUUUCACGUCGACCGGUCUCGCUCUGCUACCGUAUCAUCUACUUGUGCCAGGAACCAUCGGAUUUCUCCACGUGGCUUAUCAUGUCUACUUUGCACGUUGAGCAAAGCGUCGUAGGCUCGUGCACGCACGUAGAAUAGUCCGCGAUAUUAGGACUAAUUGGUCGUAAGGGAGAAUUGCGCUCUUCUGUAUUUUAGUGGUUUCUGAGCUUGUGGACGCGUUCGCGUUGCGAACAACCGCCAAGAAACAACUAAUGAGUGCAGCCCCGUAUAGUCGCGGGUAUUUGGCGUAAAAAAGGAGUUAUCCAAGUAGGAAACCUAUGCUUCGAUAGGGCUAAAUCAGCUACAGUGGGUUAUUGUUGCAGUCGUAGUGGUCGCGAGACACACAAUAUUUAGGUUACUUAUGGUUACUAACUGCUAUUGGGUUCGAACGGAAGUGUGUUUCGACAGUAUCUUGAUUGCAUUGUACUUACGAUCUAUAGCUUUAAGUAGUUCGACGUUAUAAUGAAAUUGUUGCACGUACUGCUUAGCUCGUCUUUAAAUGCUAAAGUCGAGCGGGGCAAUAGCACGAUAUUUGUGGAAUCGCUCGAAUGUUAGGGGUGUUCUGCCCUUCGCUGGGCAAGCAUGUUCUUGUUUGGCAAUAUAUACAACUUUGUUAAGCACUUUCUAUUAUCGGUGUGUAUAAAGCGUACGUGUACGUAUGCAACAUACCCGAAUCACCUAUUUGCAAGAAGUAGACCUAUAGAAUAAUGUAUCAAUGUGACGCCGCUCGAUGACGACAUUUUGUUUGAAUAGAUAUUGUUAAUGAUUUGUACGUCCGCUACCGCCGCAAGGCACUACUACUUCAACCAGCAGAUACCUUUUUUUAUCAUGUAAAUUUUAGUCUCAAUAAAAUUGAGCCAAGCUUU